Penicillium pulvis is the source of this 1512-nucleotide messenger RNA. RefSeq names its product cytochrome P450. Gene Ontology annotation, molecular function: monooxygenase activity; heme binding; oxidoreductase activity, acting on paired donors, with incorporation or reduction of molecular oxygen. Bases 1 to 1512 code for a protein of 503 amino acids. The record is from RefSeq and is a predicted model, not a curated record. NCBI's taxonomy places the organism in Eukaryota, Fungi, Ascomycota, Eurotiomycetes, Eurotiales, Aspergillaceae. The transcript is spliced from 3 exons.
AUGGCGUUGUCUCAACUGGGAGUUGCAGUCUUGGUGCUACUAGCAUAUCCGCUUGGUAGAAUAAUCUACAACAUUUACUUCCACCCGCUGGCUCAUCUACCAGGCCCUCGCAACUGGGCUGCGACCCGCUUACCAUUUAUCUGGGCACUGCUUCGUGGUACGAUCGUUCACGACUUCGAGAAACUGCAUCGGCAAUAUGGAUCGGUUGUUAGAACCGCUCCUAAUGAGGUCAGCUUCGCCAGCGGGGAUGCAUGGAGCGCCAUUUUUGCGAAUACAAAUCGCUCCGAGAACCGACAAUUUCUCAAAGAUCCUCUUUGGUGGGCAAAACCACCUGGAAAGCCCAACACAUUACUCAGUGCGAUCAGCCCUUCUCAACAUGCGCGCAUGCGCAAAAUGCUGUCUCCGAGUUUCACCACUCGAGCGCUUCGUGCGCAAGAGCCCGUGCUUCAGAAAUUCACGAAUCUUCUUGUGGAAAGACUAAGGGAAAAGGUGGAAUGCAGCACUGAGAAAAGCAAUGGCACCGAGGCAGAGAUCGAUAUAGCUCCUUGGUUUAACUUCACAACCUUCGAUAUUUUUGGCGAUUUGGGGUUUGGAGAGUCUUUUGAAUGUCUACAAAACUCACAAUAUCAUUCAUGGAUAGCGCUGCUAUUCAAUAGUGUAAAAGCUGCGUCCUUCCUCGCUGCAGCACGAUACUAUCCUCUGGUCGGAUUCCUAUUGAAGAAAUGCAUCCCGGCUUCUCUGAGCAAAAAGGCUGUGCAGCAUCAGCAGCAGAUCGUUGACAAGAUAGAUCGGCGCCUGAGCUGGGAGCUUCAGCGACCAGAUAUUAUGUCGCAUCUUAUUGAUGACAACGGUGAAGUGGCAUGGUGUCGAGGAGAGCUGGAUGCUACCUUUGCGAUGCUCACUACGGUGGGAAGUGAGACGACUGCCACUGUUCUGAUAGGCAUCAUGUGUUAUUUAGUGAAUGAGCCCGACAAACUUGCAAUUGCUACCAGCGAGGCACGCCAGGCGUUCUCCAGCAGCGCGGAUGUGACUCUUGGCUCGGUCCAAUAUCUUCCUUACCUCAAAGCUGUGAUUCACGAGGGUCUUCGACUCUGUCCACCCGUUCCCUGGAUGCUGCCUCGCCUUGUUCCCGAGGGUGGAGAGGUGAUCUGUGGGAAAUGGAUACCAGGAGGAACCCCAGUUUCCCUUCAAGCAUAUGCUUUGAAUCGCGACCCUAACACCUUUUACGAUGCUACAUCAUUUCACCCGGAGCGGUGGCUGCCGGAAGCCUCGAGCCCUAAGUCUGUGUUCUUCAACGAUGAUCGUCGUGCAGUUCAACCGUUCAGCGUUGGUCCUCGCGCAUGCUUGGGUCAACAUCUUGCGUGGGCCGAGAUGCAGAUGAUUCUUGCGAAGCUGUUGGUAGUUUUUGAUUUUGAGGCUAUUGAGAAUAAGCGUCUGAGAUGGGAAGAUCUACGAACUUUUCUACUCGUAGAGAAGCGACCGUUGGAUGUUCGAAUGAAACUGGCUGUCUAA